Molecule: messenger RNA, 981 nt
Organism: Trichoderma atroviride IMI 206040
Lineage: Eukaryota; Fungi; Ascomycota; Sordariomycetes; Hypocreales; Hypocreaceae
Source: RefSeq, a predicted model, not a curated record
AUGCGCAUCCAUCCAUAUGGAUGGGGUCUAUAUAAAAAGGUGACGACUCAUGAUAUACACCCAGGCAGUUGUGGUUAUUUUGAUUUGGAAGGUGAUUGGAAAUCUAUCAUCGAUCUGUCGAGCGAGCAGGAUCUCAUUAGCCAGGGAUGGAAGAUCCCUGAUGACGAGAUUUUCGAUAAUAACGGCCCAGGAUCGGCGACAUGGGGUCCUAAAACCUCUAGCUCCGUUCAAAGUUGUUCCAUUGGAGGUACGGUCAAAGCGGAUAACACCGUUGCUUCACUCAAAACCUCCAUUACUGUGUCCUAUAAGAGUAAUAGCAGCCAAGGUGCCGUUCUCUUUACUGAAAGCCCUAUUUUAAGGCAUCAGAUAGGUAGUGAGGCAAGUGCCCUGCAAUGGAUGUCUGAAAACUCAUCCGAGAUGAUGCGCAGACAUAAACAAAUAAUCAAGGACCGCGGUGUGUGGAUUGUGACAAAAAUAUACUCAACACGCCGGUGCGCUAUUGCCAUCAUGACUGGCAGAUCAUCUUCCGUCGAGAUUAAUCUUGACAAUUCCCAAGGCUUAUUGACCCUGGCACCCAGUAGUGCCUGGACUAACAGCUCUGGAAGCUCAUGUACAGAGCUACAUGAGGAUGAAAAUAGAGUAGUCGUUUUUAUUAGCGGCAUCUACUUCUCAAAAAAACCGCUACGAUCGAAACUGAGCCGUUCUCAAGGCCAGGAGAAGCAAAAGGAUAAAAUCUUCCGCGGGAGCAGCGACGAGUCUACGGAUGAGGAUGAUACGAAUAACGAACUAAAUGUUGAAUGGUACCCGAAUUUUGAUGAAGAUGAUGAGGGAGAAGAAUCAGAUGAUGAAUUCACAUGAGCGAAAUGAUACCUAGGUAGCGUUGGUAAUGACCCCGCAUGUAUCAUGUAGAAGCUUAGGUACCUACCUAGGUAGGUAGGUAGACUGCACAGAAAGAGAGUGGCGAUUCAACUACUAGGUACC